Molecule: messenger RNA, 7460 nt
Organism: Suncus etruscus (white-toothed pygmy shrew)
Lineage: Eukaryota; Metazoa; Chordata; Mammalia; Eulipotyphla; Soricidae
Gene: BRWD1
Product: bromodomain and WD repeat domain containing 1
Exons: 40
Coding region: 38-6757 (2239 amino acids)
Biological process (GO): cytoskeleton organization; regulation of cell shape; regulation of transcription by RNA polymerase II
Cellular component (GO): nucleus
Molecular function (GO): protein binding
Source: RefSeq, a predicted model, not a curated record
CCCGUCGCCGGCCCGGCCUCGCCCGCGCGCUCCCGCCAUGGCCGCCGAACCGCCCUCGGCCUCGGCCUCGCCGUCGCCCUCCUCGCCGCCGCCGCCGCCGUGUCCCCCCGCCGAGCUCUACUUCCUCAUCGCGCGCUACCUCUCGGCCGGCCCGUGCCGCAGGGCCGCGCAGGUGCUGGUGCAGGAGCUGGAGCAGCACCAGCUGCUGCCCAAGAGGCUGGACUGGCAAGGCGGGGAGCACAGCAGGACCUACGCGGAGCUGGUCCUGUCCAACAAGCAUGUGGCUCCUGACCAUCUGCUACGAAUUUGCCAGCGCAUCGGUCCCAUGUUGGACAAGGAGAUUCCACCCAGUAUUUCCAGAGUCAAUUCCUUGCUAGGCGCAGGAAGGCAGUCUCUGCUCCGUACAGCAAAAGACUGCAGGCACACAGUGUGGAAAGGCUCUGCCUUUGCUGCUCUUCACAGAGGAAGACCUCCGGAAAUGCCAGUGAAUUAUGGCUCUCCGCCCAGCCUCGUGGAGAUCCACCGGGGGAAACAACUCACAGGAUGCUCCACAUUCAGCACAGCCUUUCCAGGAACUAUGUAUCAGCACAUAAAAAUGCACAGGAGGAUUCUCGGUCAUUUGUCGGCUGUUUACUGUGUAGCGUUUGAUAGGACGGGACAUAGGAUAUUCACGGGUUCGGAUGACUGUUUGGUGAAGAUCUGGUCAACGCACAACGGCCGCCUCUUCUCCACCUUGAGGGGCCAUUCUGCUGAGAUUUCUGAUAUGGCUGUCAAUUAUGAGAACACACUGAUCGCCGCAGGCAGCUGUGACAAGAUCAUCCGUGUGUGGUGCUUGAGGACGUGUGCGCCUGUGGCUGUGCUCCAGGGUCACACUGGCUCUAUCACGUCCCUGCAGUUCAGCCCGAUGGCCAAAGGCCCCCAGAGAUACAUGGUCUCCACUGGUGCUGAUGGGACAGUCUGUUUCUGGCAGUGGGAUUUAGAGUCCCUCAAAUUUAGCCCACGCCCCCUGAAGUUCACCGAGAAACCUCGCCCUGGCGUCCAGAUGCUUUGUUCUUCCUUUAGCGUGGGUGGCAUGUUUCUAGCUACAGGUAGUACAGAUCAUGUAAUCAGGAUGUAUUUUUUGGGUUUUGAAGCACCUGAAAAAGUCGCAGAACUUGAAAGCCACACUGAUAAAGUGGACAGUAUCCAAUUUUGUAACCGUGGGGAUCGGUUCUUAAGUGGUAGCCGAGACGGCACAGCACGGAUUUGGAGGUUUGAGCAGUUAGAAUGGAGAAGUAUUUUGCUGGACAUGGCUACCAAAAUCUCAGGGGAUUUGUCGUCCGAGGAGGAGAAGUUCAUGAAACCCAAAGUGACAAUGAUCGCUUGGAAUCAGAACGACAGCAUUGUCGUUACCGCUGUGAAUGAUCAUGUCCUCAAAGUGUGGGAUUCCUACACUGGACAGCUGCUUCAUAACUUACUGGGACAUGCUGAUGAAGUGUUUGUUUUGGAGACCCAUCCCUUUGAUUCCAGAAUUAUGUUAUCUGCAGGACACGAUGGCAGCAUAUUUAUAUGGGAUAUUACAAAAGGCACCAAGCUGAAACAUUAUUUUAACUUGAUUGAAGGACAGGGCCAUGGAGCCGUGUUCGACUGUAAGUUCUCACAGGACGGACAGCAUUUUGCCUGUACAGAUUCUCACGGGCAUCUUCUGAUCUUUGGUUUCGGAUGCAGCAAGCCCUAUGAAAAGAUUCCUGAUCAGAUGUUCUUCCACACUGACUAUCGGCCGCUGAUCAGAGACUCAAACAACUACGUCUUAGACGAGCAAACACAGCAAGCGCCGCACCUCAUGCCACCACCAUUCCUAGUGGAUGUGGAUGGGAACCCUCAUCCUACCAAGUAUCAGAGACUGGUACCGGGCCGUGAGAAUUCUGCCGAUGAGCAUUUGGUGCCACAGCUUGGCUAUGUGGCCACCAGUGAUGGAGAGGUCAUCGAGCAAAUUAUAAGCCUCCAAACCAACGACGCUGCUGGUGACCGCAGCCCUGAGUCCAGUAUUCUUGAUGGAAUGAUUCGGCAGCUACAGCAGGAGCAGGACCAGCGCUUGGGAGCAGGCCAGGACGCAGUGCCCAGUGGGCUCCCAAGCGGGGAAGAGACUCCCCGGAGAGGUUUCCGAAGACUCAGCUUGGACAUCCAGUCCCCUCCGAAUAUUGGCCUGCGCCGCAGUGGGCAAGUGGAGGGAGUCCGCCAGAUGCACCAAAACGCACCGCGGAGCCAGAUGGCCACAGAGCGGGACCUGCAGGCAUGGAAGCGGAGAGUGGUUGUACCAGAGGUACCACUAGGCAUAUUUAGGAAGUUAGAAGACUUCAGAUUGGAGAAAGGUGAGGAGGAAAGAAAUCUUUAUAUCAUCGGGAGAAAACGGAAGACUUUCCAGCUUUCACAAAAGUCUGACUCAUUGGUGUUGAUGUCACCAUCUCGGCCGAGGUCAUGCCGACGUAAGUUACCUUAUGGGAGAAGAAAUCUUGGGCGACUGGAGUUGUCUUCUGGAAAUGAAUCUUCAAGCUCUGGAAGACACGAGACAUCCUGUGAUCAGAGUGAAGGGUCUUGUUCCUCUGAAGAAGAAGAGUGGAAAAGUGACCGAAGGAGCGGGAGUGACAGCGAAAGUUCCAGCGAUUCUUCGUCCAGAUACUCAGAUUGGACGGCUGAUGCAGGCAUCAAUUUGCAGCCCCCUCUACGAACUUCAGCACGUCGUCGCGUCACUCGGUUUUGCAGUAGCUCGGAAGAUGAAAUGUCUGCUGAGAACUUAUCUCCGCCAAGACGACGGCGAAAGAGAAAGAAAGAAAACAAACCUAAAAAAGAGAACUUGAGGAGAAUGUCUCCUGCAGACUUGGCAAACAUGGAGCGUCUGUAUGAAUUUCACCCUCCCAUCUGGAUAACAGAUACCACACUUCGCAAGUCUCCUUUUGUGCCUCAGAUGGGUGACGAGGUAAUAUAUUUUCGACAGGGUCAUCAAGCUUAUAUUGAAGCAGUUCGUAAAAGUAAGAUCUAUGAACUAAACCCGAACAAGGAACCUUGGAGAAGGAUGGAUCUUAGGGAUCAAGAACUGGUGAAAAUAGUUGGGAUUCGGUAUGAGAUUGGUCCCCCUACACUCUGUUGUCUCAAACUUGCGUUCAUAGACCCUGCCACUGGGAAGCUUGCUGACAAAUCUUUCUCUAUUAGGUACCAUGACAUGCCUGAUGUCAUUGACUUUCUUGUGUUGCGACAGUUUUACGAGGAAGCAAGACAGAGGAACUGGCAAUCUCAUGACCGGUUUCGCUCCAUCAUCGAUGAUGCCUGGUGGUUUGGGACGGUGCUGAGCCAGGAGCCCUUUCAGCCAGAGUACCCUGACAGCCACUUCCAGUGUUACGUCGUGAGAUGGGACAAUACUGAAACAGAAAGACUUAGCCCCUGGGACAUGGAACCAGUUCCUGAAAAUGCCGAUGCCCCUAAAGAGUUAGGAGCUAGUAUUUCUGUCACUUCGGAUGAGCUAGAGAAACUCCUGUACAAGCCGCAAGCUGGUGAAUGGGGCCUCAAGUCGAGGGAUGAGGAAUGUGAGCGGAUCAUUGGCGGCAUAGACCAGCUUUUGAACCUGGACAUGGCGGCUGCGUUUGCAGGCCCCGUGGACCUCAGCACGUACCCAAAGUACUGCACCGUGGUGGCCUACCCGACUGACCUCUACACCAUCCGCAUGCGUCUCGUCAACCGCUUCUACAGGAGAUUAUCUGCCUUAGUCUGGGAAGUCAGAUACAUAGAACAUAAUGCCAGAACAUUCAAUGAACCGGGGAGUGUGAUUGCAAGAUCAGCUAAGAAGAUAACUGAUCAGCUUUUAAAAUUCAUCAGGAAUCAGGACUGCACAAAUAUCUCAGAGCUUUCUACCACAUCUGAAAAUGAUGAGCAGAAUGCUGAGGAUUUGGAUGAUAGUGAUCUUCCUAAAACAUCUUCUGGAAGGAGAAGAGCCCGGGACUGGAACAGAAGGAACAUGAAAGCAUCCGACUAUAUUGAAAACAACUGGAAGAGACAGUGUAAGGAACUCGUGAACUUGAUCUUUCAGUGUGAAGAUUCGGAACCAUUCAGGCAGCCUGUUGAUUUGGUGGAAUAUCCGGACUAUCGGGAUAUCAUAGACACUCCAAUGGACUUUGGAACCGUGAGGGAAACUUUAGAAGCAGAAAAUUAUGACAGCCCCUUGGAGUUUUGCAAAGAUAUCCGGCUGAUAUUUAGUAACGCGAAAGCUUACACACCAAACAAAAGAUCAAAGAUUUACAGUAUGACCUUGAGAUUGUCUGCCUUAUUUGAAGAAAAAAUGAAAAAGAUCUCUUCUGAUUUUAAAAUUGGCCAAAAAUAUAGUGAAAAACUCAGAAGAAGCCAGAGGUUCAAGCGACGCCAGAACAGUGAUCGCGUCUAUCAAGCUAACCAAAGUACCAGAAACAGCAAGCAGAAGCGGUUCAAAUCUCAGAGGAAAGUCCUUCCUGAGCGGGCCACUUCCCCCGCACAGGGCACCUCCAGUCGGGCAGCUCAGUCUGCUAGCCGCAGGGCGAGUGUCUCUUCAGUGGUCACCUCGGACUCCGAUUCCACUGGGUCGUCCGAUAGGCUGCAGAAAAGUCGACCUUCCCUGCUGACAAAUGAGUCUGCAUCGUCAGCCUCCGACACGUCAGAGGACAGCAGGGCCGGCUCCAGAGCUGGGGAGCCCUCGAGAAGCGGCCACCUGCGCGUGACCAGGACCCGUGCUGCCCAGAGGAACUUGGGGAGAAGGCCCAGGGGCCAAGUCUGUUUGGAGAACGGCUGUGGCCGGAAGGCUACUCGAAAGCGAGUGUACGUGAGCGACUCUGACCACACGACGCCAGAGGCUGCUGAGCGUCCACCGGGCCGGGCUGGGGGCAACCGUAAAGUGCCACGCAGGUGUGCGGCUGUGGCGGCCAACAAGAUCAAGCUCAUGAGCGAUGCUGAGGGCAACUCCAGCUCUGAGAGCGCCUGCUCUGGGCGCAGGCUGCCCCACCGCACGGCCUCGGCCGUGGCCAGGAAACGGUUACUGCACAACUCCGAGGACGAGCAGAGCCUCAAAUCAGAAGUGGAGGAGGAGGAGCAGCGGCAGCAGCGCCAAGCUGAGCAGACUGCCAUCUCAUGCAUGGCCAACGGGCUGGACAGCGGGGACUCGGAAUCAGAGAGCAACUUGCAGGUGGCCAGGAAGAACUGGCAUGCCAUUGGCUCCAAACCCCAUCUCCCGGCCCCUGCCAAGACCAAGUUCCUAAAAAUUGAGUCUUCUGAAGACGAUAGGAAGAGUCCUGAGUUGGAGCCGCCCAGCAGCCCGUGGCUUAGAGGCACCAGCCCCUCGACGUCUGGGCAGACCUUCAAGCCCCAGAGUGCGUCUGAGGCUGAGGCCAAGCCCAGCACUGGCCCCAGAGAGGGUGCAGAUCAGAAGCUUGGAGCCAGCCGGAGGAAUGCCACUUUCCUGAAGAAAGCCAAGAUUUUCAGUGACUCUGAGGACUCGGAAUCCGAAAACCAAGAUCCCGGAGAUGACCCAGAACGGAGUCCUGCUGCUGGGUCGCUGCCAGUUGAGCCCAGGCCCGGCUCCCAGCACUGCUCAGGACACGGCUCUGAGGCUGGGUCAGAGUCAGGCAGUGACCAGCCCAAGGGAAACACCAGCAGUUCUGUGAAAGAUCCUGUGCCACAAGACCUCGGUCCACGCCGGCGGGUCCCCAGGAAACGGGUCUGCUCCAGUGACUCUGACAGCACCUCCAGGGAGGUGAAGAAACCGUCCCAGGCCAGGAGUGGUCUCCGGCGGAUUCCCCGAAGGUGCGCAAGUAUGGCUGCCCGCCAGAGUUGGCUGCGGAGCAGCACCGUGACUGUGUGCACCCGCAGCAGGGACAGCAGAAAACAGGCCCCGUCCACACCUCCCCCAGCCCCGCAGGCCUCCAGUGACUCGGAGGGAGGGCAUCGCUGCACUGCACCACCUGACAGGGAUGAUGCCAUGGGCAGGAGGCUGAGCACUGGCCAGUCUGCAGGUGCUGACUCUGAAUCUGAAGGCGCCUGUGAUUCCCAGCCCAGGGGCCAGCCUGAGACUCCCAAGGCCCCUUCUCCCAUCAAGAAUUCCUUCUCCGGAUCUUGCGGGGAAGCUGCCAAAAGCCAUAGGCCCGAGGGUGAGUCGAGCCAGAGAUUGGCACAGGCGCGGAAGGUGCUAGCUGAGAGCAGCUUCGAGGAAGAGCUGAGUUACGGCCUGCGCAGGUGGAAUGGCCGGCGGUUGCGGACCUACGGGAAGGCGCCUUUCAGUACGGCGCCAGACGGGGCCCAGGAGCCCCUGGAGGCUGGGAGGAAGAGGCUGCACCCUGAGGCUGAGGGCCAGAGUCCCUCGGGAGCCACUGAGGCCUCAAAGUGUGGGCCGGAGUCCCAGCGGGCUCCAGCCGAGUCCGACCUGGGCUCUGCCACCGAGUCAGAGGCUGAGUGCCCCGUGGAUGCAAAAACCAAGACGCUGAGACCAAAAGGCAAAGCCAGAGGAGCCCGGAGAGGUCAGCCGUGGGCAGCAAACGCAGCCAACAAGGUGAGGCCCGGGAGGCCGCAACGUCGGACCAAGCGGCCCCGUCUCCACGUAGAAGACAACGACUGGGAGGACUUGGACUCGGCGCAGUCGAAGCAGGUGCUUCGGCGGUCCAAAAUCAGAACUCGCAACCAGGGUCGCAGGACUGUGCGGUACCACGACGGCGACGACGAGAGGAUCUUCGAGAAUGUGAUGGAUUCUGACGAUUGCACCUUAUGACCUGAGUGAGGGCAGCCAGCCCACCAAGCACGGGACGGGCUGGCCUUCGUGGGGAAGGCUGGCUGUGGAGGUUAUUUUUUUGUCCUACAAUUCAGGGAAUAUAUUUAUAUUUUUCUAUGAAAAGUUCUGAAUGUGACUCAAAUCAUGACUGUUAUUUUUAUUUGCACUUGCUUGCCUUCGUAGCAGCAUUCAGCACAGGUGCCAAAACAUGCUUCGUUUUGGGGGGGGGGUGCAGAGGUCGCAGUGGACAGUAUUGAAGGGCCAUCCUGCAGAGCUGAGAGCGAGUCACCUGACCAGCGUCGGCAGUUGUUUCUGGAAUUGGCAGGUGGGGCGGGCGCUGCUCUCUUUCAUAGCCCUGUCCUAGGGGUGCGAUGACUGUUCCUUCCCCGUGACACAUGUUUACAGGUUCUCCAGGACUGUCAAGACUGUGAUGUGCAGACAGACCGUUCCAAUCAUGGGAGGCGUGACCCUGAUGAAGUGGGCGAGGUACCUGCCUACCAGUCUCCCUUCCCUGGCUACUGAGUAGAAUGCAUUAGACCAGACUGGGUCCUUCUUGUGGAAAUGGUGUGCUGUUUUUUUUCUUCUUUUUCCCCCCUUCUUUUCUUUUCUCUGUUUCCUACUCUUUCCUCCUUUUUAAAGAAAAAUAUCACUUUUAUUUUAUAAACUUGAAUUUAUAAAGUGCAGGUAAAUUAUUAAUUUUUUU